GACGAAUAUGGCGAACGUUGGAUGCGUUUCGAUACGUGAGGUGUAGCUCAUGGCUUGUACAUGAGACAAUGUUCAAAUAUUUAUUUCAUCAUCUGAACCAAUGUAAUUAAAUCCGAUGUCAUCGUAACCGUAUAAUGUUCAUGUGCGCCAAUAUUUGGAGGAGUAGCACUAAGGUAACGUCAGUUUGACAAGAUGGAGGAUCUACAGCUGACGGAACAGGAGCACGAACUUUAUGGAGAGACUUUUAAUUGUUUUCGCAAAGAUCCUGAUGUCGAUGAAAUACCUAUCGCAAAGGUCGCACAACUCGUGCGCACCACACAUGUACCUCGACGUAUUGCCAAAAAGGUGAUGGAGAUAUCUGGAGGAACCAGAGGGAGCAGUCACCUAAAUAGAAAGCAAUUUUAUUCGGUUCUAAAAUUGAUCGCAGCGUAUCAACAUGGCCUGGAAGUUACACCAGAGUUACUAUCGACGUCCUUGAAAUUGGACCUACCUUCCUUCUACUGGCCUUACGGUGCUGUCUUAGCAGCUGGUAAAAAUGAGGACGUUUUAUCGAGUACUAGUGAAAGCGAAAGUGAAGCUGAAUCUCCCAGGGAACAAGGCGGUAGCACAGAUUCUCCUACUCCAACUAAUAGCGUGACACAAGAACGAGGAGAACUUGUUGUUGGAAGUGAAGCAAUUAUUGAUACUUCUGUCAGUGGAUGGCAGGGGUUACUUGUCUCAGAAGAACAACGGCAACUUCUUGGAACUGAGGAGGAAAGCUCAGAAAGACAUAGUAGCGACGAGGGUGAUGCAGAUGGUGAUGGUGCUGGUUUUCCACCCAAGAGGGUGUGGAUCAUUAAUAAAGAGCAACGAGAAUAUUACAGCGCUCAAUUCGCCCAACUUCAGCCAGAUCCAGAGGGUUUAGUAGCUGGUUCUGUGGCUCGUACCUUCUUUGAAAAAUCGCGACUGCCGGUUGCAGAGUUGAGGCGUAUUUGGCAGCUAGCCGAUGUUACCAGAGAUGGAGCAUUGAGCCUUCAAGAAUUUUAUGCAGCUAUGCAUCUAGUUGUUUUACGAAGACACCAUGUUCCUCUACCAGACGUUUUACCAGCCUCACUUGCACCUCCAAUGCCUCCGCCAGCACCAGUUGCUCCUAAAGCACCUCAGUCUAGUCCACCUAGCAAUACUAAAGAAAAGAGUAAAGAAUGGACGAAAUUCGUCGACUCUCCUACUGGAACUAGCGGGUCCCUCGCAAGUCCAGGUCCAAAGUUAGUCAAUUUUGACUUUCAGAAAGCUGCAGUUGAGAGAGAUCCUAAAAUUUUACAUCCAGUCCCUCUGCGGCUAACACCUGAGGCUACGAUACUUGCAUCUGGUGGUGGAAGCAGUAACAGCAAUGGAAGCACCCUGGGUGAUGAUGAUAGUCAAACAUCAUCCGCUACACUUGUACAGAGACCUCAAGCUAAGAAGCCUGUCACAGCACCUGAAGAAACUAUCAUAAGUACUCCCAAAAAAGAACCCCCUCCUCCACCACCGCCAAGACCCUAUCGAACACAUGCAAGGAGUUCUAGUCUUGACCUCAACAAGCUAGGAAAAAAUGGUCAAACAUUUCUGGGAGCGCCGCCACUUGUGCCGCCAAGAGUAUCACCUGGCAUUACUUCACCAAAAAAACUUGUGGGUCAGAGAAGCGAAGGUGAUAGCCAGAGAAGUGAUAGUCAAAAAAAAGGAUUUCUCGCGGAUUUUUCCCAUUUUUCAUCAAGGCGUGACAGUAAUCAUAACAAGGAUAGUAAUUCCCAAGCUCAACAAUUUGCGGGAAUCUGCGGGGCAUUUCAGAUAUAUCGAAAGCCAAGUCCAAAGCGAGAAGGUGCUGAAGAAGAUGAGUCAAGGGAGGAUGGGAGCGAGGAAACGAGGCUGACACUUCAAGAAUUACGAGACAAAAAUGCAGAACUCAAGCUUGUUUGCGAAGAAUUGACUGUUGAAUUAGCUGCGGCGCUUCAAGAAAAGAUUAAUCUGCGUGCAAAAUUGUUACAGACCUGAUCUUUUCGUUGCUUUAUUCCUACGUGUUGUGAUUCAUUGCUGAUUCUGGCACGUCGUAAUUAUCUCCUGUUGCUGCAAUUAUUUUUACCCUGCCUGUAUGUAUUUAAUGUAUCACGCCAUACGAAUCAUUAUCAUUUAUAUUUGUUACUUUACUUGUAAAGAAUUAUAUUUUACCAAAUAUUGAAUGAUUAUUUUAGUAAUUUCGAUCAUUGGUCUCCCAGUGAAGCGUUUAUUGUGUAUAAUUGAAAAUACGUGAAUAUAGCCAUGGUGUUCUAAUAUUUAUGAUGAAUUUAAUAUCCGCUAUGUCAAGUCAUUAUAAAAAUAUGUGUGAUUUAUUGUGAAAAUUUGUUAUUCUUUAAUCGUGUAAAGUAGUUUAUAAAACUAAUAUCUGAAAUUUGUUUGUACAAAUUCACUUUGCAGAGUACUAACUUUGAUAGCAUACAACAAUCAUGCAAGUUAAGGAAUGAGUUUGUAAAACUUAAGAGUUCUAUAUUUGAAAAAACAAGGUGGCUAAAAAAUCAAACAUAGCGACAUGUGUAAUAAUCUCAUAUGCUUUAUUUUUUUGUUCUACUGCUAUAACACGAUCUGAUUAAUGGUUCCGAUCCUUCAAAGCUAUGCAUGAAAGUCGUACGUAUAAAUUCAAUCUUCAUUUUAUUAAAUUGUACAUAUAAUAAUUAUGUUGCGUUUUGUGAGUAUCUAGUUCCAAGAAAAAGUAGUUGGGAAUUAUUUCAGGUUCUACGAUAACUUACAGGCACUUGAGCCUCUCGAAUUCCGAUUUUCGACCUGUUUAAAUUUGGACAUCAUGUUUGGAAAAUCAUAGUUUAUAGCGCAUAACGGUAAUUGACAAUGGUACCUGACGUUUCGAAAUUAAUUAGUUUUAUGACAGAAAGCCCAGUCUUGAAUGUAUUUAAUUAGCUUGUUUUAGUAUGCUCAUAAAAGAGACAUCUGAUUGGAAGUGUUUAUAACUUGACUUGCUCCAAUUUAUAUUAGAAAAUUUUUCAACAUCAUUAAAUUAUCGUUAUCGAAUAAGAGUUCGUGCCAUAGAGAGCGAUAUUUUAUUGACAUUGUUAUUAUUGGCGGCUAAACGACUGUUUCCUUACCCUGUUACAGAUAUAAAAGCAAUGGUCUUGUGUACACUAGCAAAAAAUGCUAAAUAGCAUAUCGUAUAUAUUCAGAGAUAGCAAUUAUGAUAUAAUCCGUCGAUAUUAGCCACGAAGAUGCAUUUUUGUAAUUGUAUAAACUAAACACGUUGUGUGAAAAAUAUGAAAUUUAUUCCCAGUA
Messenger RNA from Athalia rosae (coleseed sawfly), 3291 nucleotides. RefSeq names its product ralBP1-associated Eps domain-containing protein 2 (gene Reps). Bases 193 to 2010 code for a protein of 605 amino acids. Gene Ontology annotation, biological process: endocytosis; endosomal transport. Gene Ontology annotation, cellular component: plasma membrane; cytoplasm. The record is from RefSeq and is a predicted model, not a curated record. The transcript is spliced from 5 exons. Lineage: Eukaryota; Metazoa; Arthropoda; Insecta; Hymenoptera; Athaliidae. Gene Ontology annotation, molecular function: calcium ion binding; protein binding.